This is a messenger RNA of Cinclus cinclus, 6984 nucleotides long. It is a transcript of the gene PKNOX1, whose product is annotated as PBX/knotted 1 homeobox 1. Gene Ontology annotation, biological process: angiogenesis; regulation of transcription by RNA polymerase II. The transcript has 13 exons. The record is from RefSeq and is a predicted model, not a curated record. Bases 305 to 1615 code for a protein of 436 amino acids. Gene Ontology annotation, molecular function: RNA polymerase II cis-regulatory region sequence-specific DNA binding; DNA-binding transcription factor activity, RNA polymerase II-specific. Lineage: Eukaryota; Metazoa; Chordata; Aves; Passeriformes; Cinclidae.
CGCGCGCGGCGGCGGUGCGGGUCCCGAUUGCUGCAGCCGCUUGUCAGUGUGACGAAGAUUGGCACCCGAGGUUUCUGUCUUCCACGUUGAUCUUCAGUGGGAUCUCUGCCCGGAACAAAAUAAUGUCUUCAGCUCAUUGAAGGAAAGGGAUCUUCAACUGGUAAAAUUUUUAAAGCUUAGUUCUUCAAUACUGAUAUAAAUGAAAAAGAACAGAAAACCUGGAAUUAUUAACCUGGAUGUAAUGUUUUUCAAGAAUAUUUGUUCACGCUUAUAAUGAUUUGACACAAUUAAUGUCUUAAUAACCAUGAUGGCAACACAGACAUUAAGUAUAGACAACUAUCAAGAUGGACAACAGAUGCAAGUGGUGACAGAGUUAAAAACUGAACAAGAUCCCAACUGCUCUGAAACUGAUGCAGAAGGGGUGAGUCCUGCCCCUGUAGAAUCUCAGACUCCAAUGGAUGCAGACAAGCAGGCCAUUUACAGGCACCCACUAUUUCCCUUGUUAGCAUUAUUAUUUGAAAAAUGUGAACAAUCUACGCAAGGCUCGGAAGGCACAACUUCUGCCAGUUUUGAUGUAGAUAUUGAAAACUUUGUAAGGAAGCAGGAGAAAGAAGGAAAACCUUUUUUCUGUGAAGAUCCAGAAACUGAUAAUUUGAUGGUAAAAGCAAUCCAAGUUCUGCGUAUCCAUCUGCUGGAGCUAGAAAAGGUUAAUGAACUCUGCAAGGAUUUCUGUAGUCGUUACAUUGCCUGCCUGAAGACAAAAAUGAAUAGUGAAACUCUAUUAAGUGGGGAGCCUGGAAGUCCUUAUUCACCUGUGCAAUCUCAGCAAAUUCCAAGUGCCAUUGCAGGCACACUCAGUCCCCAAGGGAUCAUGGUGCCUGCAUCAGCAUUGCAGCAGGGAAAUGUAACUAUGGCAACAGUAGCAGGGGGGACAGUGUAUCAGCCAGUCACUGUGGUCACUCCACAAGGACAAGUGGUGACACAGGCACUGUCACCUGGCACUAUUCGGAUCCAGAACUCUCAGCUCCAGUUGCAAUUAAACCAAGAUCUAGGCAUCUUGCAUCAAGAUGAUGGCUCAUCAAAAAAUAAGAGAGGAGUUCUUCCCAAGCACGCUACAAAUGUGAUGAGAUCUUGGCUUUUUCAGCACAUAGGGCAUCCAUAUCCAACAGAGGAUGAAAAGAAGCAGAUUGCAGCACAAACAAAUCUGACACUACUCCAGGUUAACAAUUGGUUUAUCAAUGCUAGAAGGCGAAUUCUUCAGCCAAUGCUGGAUUCCAGUUGUUCUGAAACUCCAAAAACAAAGAAGAAAACAGCCCAGAACCGACCAGUCCAGAGGUUCUGGCCUGACUCCAUUGCCUCAGGAGUUGCUCAGCAGCAAUCGAACGAGCUCACGAUGUCAGAUGGUGCUGUCGUGACCAUCACAGCUCCAGUGAACAUGAACGUGGACAGUCUGCAGUCCUUGUCCUCAGAUGGUGCUACCCUGGCUGUGCAGCAGGUGAUGAUGGCAGGGCAGAGCGAGGAUGAGUCAGUGGACAGUGGUGAAGAUGAUGGGGGAGACCUCUCGACAGCAAACAUCAGUGGGCUGGUCUUGGAUAACAGUGAUUCUCUGCAGUAGGAAGCCAGAGAGCGUGGAGAAAAUCACCUAGGAAAAAGAAUGGACUGACUGACUGACUUUUUAUAGUUUGCACAGCAAACAUUUUACACAAGUUUUAUUUCUAAUAUGUUUUAUAUGUAGAUAUAGAAGGGUGCACUUUUUUGUAUUUCAUAGUAAGCUUAAAGAGUGUUUUUGCAGGUGCAGCAACUUCUUUCAAAUGUGUUCUGGUUUUUUUUUUUUUUGUUUGUUUGUUUGUUUCUUUUCCUUUCUUUAUUUCAGAAAAUUAUAUCUAGUAAUAUAAAGAACCACGUAAGCACCCCUUUGUUCUCUGAAUUGGAAGUGCUGCAGUUUCUGAUGAAUUAUGCAGUUUCAAUUAGUGCUGUUAUUUAACACAGCUUUUGAUGGGCAGGUGAUGUAAAUUUAAAGCAUGUGACACUAGUGUGUGAGACUUGAUUAUUGAGUUAGAUGCAUAUAUUUGAAAGAUGCUUCUGCACCUUAAAAACUGCUAGUCUGAGGUGGACAGCAACACACAUAAAAAAGAAACUGUUGAUGUGUGAUUCAGUAGAGAAUGUAUGGCAAUUUAAAUAAGUUUAGUUUCUCUCAUAGUCCAUGAGCCUGUUUAUCAUUUGCUAUAAAAACUCCUAUUUUUACCUUGCUGGGGUUAUUGGAUAAAAAAAAAAAUAUUUUUAUAAAUUCACUAGAAAUUGGGAUGACAACUGUAUUAAGCAGGAGGAAAAAAAAAAAGAAUUUCCAGAGGGGAAAAGUAAAUGUUUAGUAUUCCUAUUUGGAAGGUCUGAAAAUUGACCCAAUUUAAUAAACAAGCCUACAGUAGCGUUCUAUGAUUCUCAGCUAUCCCACAGUGAUAUCCUAUAUUUGAUAGUAGCAUAAGAAGGGCCCACUGUUUGAUGGGAUUUUGAUAUUGUCAAACAUUGAUUUAUAUUAUGUGUAAACUAAUAUUCAAAUUGCAUAACUCUGUAUCUAGACUUGUAUCUGAAAAUAUUUGCUGAAUGAGUAUUCAGGUAAGUAAGUUCAAAUACCCACAAGUUUUCCAAUUAUUAGAGAAAUUUAACAGUUUAUAGUUUGUACAACUGAAUCUAAAAAAAUGAAAAGUUGCCUACUAUACAGUCAUGAAUUCUGCUAUUUUAUUGCAUUUGAAAUAUUUUCCCCUAAUACAAAAAGAAAAAUAUAACAUGGAUUUAUAUAAAAUUUCUUCAGAUCUGAAGUUUACUACCAUAAUAUACAGCAGGCUUUGUUAGAGUAGGAAAUCUUUUGUGUGUCAUUUGAAAAACGAAGAGCUGGUGAUGAAAACAGCUGGGUUUUGGUUUGGUUUUUUGGGGGGGGAUUUUUUUUGUUUUGUUUUUGGUUUUGGUUUUUUUUUUUUUUUUUGAUUGUGGUAACAGUUCAUUUCUUUUAUUUUCCCAAAGUUUGAAGUCUGUUAUUGUCUAUCCAUGAAAACUUGCUUUUACAUGGAACUUUGUAUUUCCCAUUGUUGAGUACAAAUAAGAGACUCAAGAACCUCAUGGUAUGAUCAACACCCUCUUUUGUCCCUGUCCAUUUGUCACAGUGUUCAAAGCCAGAACUUCAUUCUGAUUUAUUUCAAAUCUGGUAAUAUUGUGUUUCUGACGUGACAGGGAGAAAGGUGGUAGCCUUUAGAAUCUUCAGAUGCUGUAUUUGAACAAAGCCCUUGGGCAGAUGCAAAUAUUUAAUUGAAUACUUAAUUUCUGCUUCCCAGAACACUCAAGCACAUGCUUAGGUCCCCUUGAUUUCAGGAGGAUGAAGGAAUUUACUGCUGGACAUGAUUUGGUUGGAAGCUGCUCAUGACAGAUUGUCUUCCAAGGCAAGGUUGAUUUGGUAGGAAGAAAAGCUUCAGGAGGAAAUAUCAGUGCCACUACCAUACAUACAUGGAGAAUAACAAGUUUUCAAUGACUGUGAGUUUUGGGGUUUUUUAAUGUUUUUUACUCAACACAAGAUGUGUUUCAGCUCUAGCUCUCACCGAGUCCUGGCUGAGCAUCUUCCUUAGUUCAAGUGCUGUAAUGAUCUGCUCCACUGGACUGCUGAUUUGUAAGAGUUUGUUUUCUUCUCACUUCUCUGCUUUGCCACUAAUAUGCCAUGUGUGUUAAACAGCAGAGUAAAUGAAUAAUGAAAGAUGUAAUUAGGAAGGCUUUGACACAUAGCAUGGCUGUCUCAAAGGCUGUUGUCAAAUCCAGUUGACCCCAAAACACUUUAAAAGACAAACCAUGUACAAAUCCUGCUCCUUUGGAAGCAUUCAGCCCACUGCCCCUACAAAAGAUAGCUUAGAUUACUGGAACUCAGAUUCUGUUUUUUUGUUUUUACUUGUUUUUAACUUCUUCAUCACCCCUACUGUCUCCAUUCAAUAGCGGGUUAUAUUUGUUGGUUUGUUUGGGGUUUUUAUUGGAAACAACCAGGCCUCAAAACCUCAGGGUUUGCAAACGUCUGAAAAUUUAUUUUUCAGAAAGAAGCCAUUUUCUAGUCAGCUUUCUUUUUUUUUUUUUUUUUUUAAUUACUAUUCCCCCCACCUUAAGUGCAGCAGUUCUCUUUCUUCCAAAACAUGACCUUGUCUUCAGCUGCUUUAUCAGUUCCUGGAGACUGAAGUUGACAGAAUUUACUGUGAAAGGAGAAUAUGGAAUAGUUUCACUGUCAGAUUAGAAACAUAAAAAGAUCUAGGAACGUGAAUUCCUAAAACUAAAAAGCCUUCACCAGUGUAAAAGUAUUGCUCAACAUAUGAAACUCAAACUUUUUCUGUUAAUUCAGUGAGAAUUCUGUAGUGGGUGCAAACUGCAGGGAAGUGCUUGUUCUUUUCAUGAUUUAAAAGAAGAAAAAACAAGUACAGUUUUUUUUUCCUUCUUUUUCUGUGUAGGAAAGGUUGCUGGUUUCAGCAAAGCAUCACCAUUCAGAAAAGGUACAUGUUUACAUUAGUUUAAAAGUAUUUAUAGAGGACCUAACUUCAAGUCUCUUGUAUAGUUCCCUCCCUCCCUGCCCCCAAUUAAAGUCAUAUUCGUAUGCAAUAGAACUAAUUUGGUUUUUGAAUCAUUGUGAUUCUUCUGCAAAUAUGAUUAUUGAAACUUUUAAUUUUUUUUUCAAUCUAACUCAAAACAGCAUUCUCAGUCCAAUUUUUUCAAUAUUCCUGGAACAGGCAAGGCAUUUUUUUUUUUUUUUUAAUUUUUAACUUUGGAAACAUUGCAGUUCAGUAAAUCAAUUCCAAAACUAUCAGGAUAAGUUUCUGAAUGACUGUUACAAAGAAAUAAUCGCAUUGGAUAAUACUCAGAAUCAACUCUGGCUCUGCAGAAGGUUUUCUACAUCUGGAUAUUGUGUCACAGUGGAGUCCUGCUGACCUCAGGGAGGCUCCAUAUGGAUUGGAUCCAUGUCAGGCUGCAUUUCCCUUUUUCUGGUACCUGAUCUCUGUCAGGAAUCUUUUGGAGAGCCCUCCAGCUGUGCUUUGCCUGCAUACCUGGGUCUUUUUCCAGUGGAAACCUGGGUAAGGAUGAAGGGCUUGGCAGGGCAGGAUUUCAUGGUGACCUGGGGUGCAACAAUUUUUUAUUUUUUUUUUUAAUGUUCAAAAACACAGCCAGGAGCCAGACCUGCAGUGAGGAGUUGCAGGUCCCAGUUCUGUGCUUUCCAAGUAGCUUUAGGUUUGUGGAUAUUGGAAUGGAAUAGGAGCACAUGUAGCUCAAACCCCAGCUCCUGGCCUGAGAUGGGCUCAGCUGGGCAGAACGUGGUGCCAGUGACACCCAGGGCACAGCUUGGAGCCCCACGUGGGCCAUUCACUGGGGAGCUGGACUCCUUGUGAGUCCCUUCCACCUCAAAUAUGGAUUGUUUUCUGGAAGAAUCACAAGUCCACCUUCUUGACUUUAGGAACUUAGCAGCCCAUGGGAUAAAACAAAGCCUUUCCAAGGGAUGGUAGUUGCACUUAAAAAAAAAAAAAUCCAGAACACCCUGGUGUUUUGAAAAAUUGGAACACAUGCAUUUAAUUGUAAUUGAAGUUAAUUUAACAUUUUAUUUUCUGAAGUUGAGUUGUCUUGGGAGAAAAGAAAUGAAUAAGUAUUUGUCUAUGCAAGACACAAAUGUCAAAAAUGUGUGAAUUACCCAUUUUUAGGUACUGUAUUGUUAUUGUCUUUCUGACUUCUGUUCCUUUGAUUAGUCUCUUCAACCUUUCAGCCUUACAUUUGGCUUAGAGUUGAAUAGGCAAAAUGUAGUUUUGAAAUCCUGUCGGAAAUGUAACUAACCUUCAUUCCCUCAUGAAAAUCUCGCAUGUUAAACAAUUAAGUGAAAUGUUUUGGUUUCCUAAUAAUAAAUUCAAACUCUCACCACCUCCUGAAAACAGCAUAUCCGUGAACAUGCACGUUUAACUGUGGUGUGCAAACCACCCCACAUCAGCUGGAUGUGCUUUGCUCUUGGCUCUGCAGAGGAGCUGGGGACAAAAGCAGGUUCGUGGAUUCCUUCCCCCCCUCCCCUGCCCUUGGCAUGCUAAACUCCUCCUGUGCUGUUUAAUUUUCAAGUCCUGCAGUAACCUGAUGGUCCAGCACACAGUGCAGUGAAAUUGGUGCUGAUGUGGUUUUUGGUGAUUGCCUAAAUCAGGUAAUUUGUUCAUUGUUCUCACCUGGAAAUACAAAAUCCAUCCCUUUUCUGUGACUAAAUUCUUUAGGACCUGCUGAACAUAGCUGGUUUUGCCAGAGAAAAGCAAGGUGUGAGAAGGCAGGGAAAUGCCUUUCCAACCUUGUAGACACCCAUAAAGAUUCACAGUUGGUGUAAAUAAAAUCCAGUGUUUCAGGUCAUGACAGAAGCUGCCCAUAACCUGCCUGUGGAUUAGCAGCACUGGGUCUGUACAAUCAACAAUCUUUAAAAUGUGAACCCUGCAACUUUUCUUUCCUUGGUUGUUAAGGGAUUUUGGAGUGACUGAUCUAUCAAGGGAUGAAAUUAAAAAUGAGAAUAUGCUUCAUGGAUGAUUUGUUUUUACACUGCUGCUCUCUGUGAACAGAAAAAGCACACAUUUUGGAAGCAAAGCAUUUACAUUACUUUAACAGUAUUGUUUGGCUGAAAGACAAAUACAUUUUCAGGAAAUCUUGAGCAUAGUUUCAAACUGUUUAACCAGUUCUUGGCCAAGGAAAGUCCUUGGCCCUUGUAUUUGUUUCGGGUUUCUUGUUUAUGCAAAUGAAGAAAAAUGUUUACUAGUUCUUACCAGUGUGGGGAUUUUUAUUACACUUUUGUAAUGCAGGAGCAGCUUUGAUAAAAGAAAGAAAGAAUUAGGAGGUAAAUAGUCCAUAAUGUUUGUGACUUUGGGUGGGUUUUUUUGUUUUGGUUUUUUUUGUUUGUUUUUUUUUUGUUGUUAUUUCAAAAUUAUUAAUUAAAAUGGCAUGGACAUCAGACUUCAA